CCCCCACUCCCCGCCCCGCCAGCGCCGAGAUCCGGGAACUUAAACCUGCACCAGCCCGUUCGUACCGGAAGCCGGGAGCCGGCGCCGGCGCGGCGCUCGCGGUCACGUGUCGGGCCGGAUCCCGCGUCCUCAGCCCCGCAGCUGGGCUGGGCCGGUCUCCCUCUGAAACCGAGAAGGCCGCGGCUGGGAGUGGAGCUUCAGGCCCCUGCGGAUUUAGACCGCCCUCCUCGGCCUCAGGACGGGUGGCGGUGACCUUAGAUGGCCCUGAACCGGCCUCCAUCUCAGGGGCGCAGUUAGCCUGUAAGAUCUGAGAAAAAUCUUUUCCAUCUCCCUGAGCCAGCAAGGGAGUCUUUCCUCAAAUGUCCCUUCCCCCUACCCCAGUUUUCGGUGACCUGUCCUGUUUCUCUUUUUAUCCCUUUUAUUGGUCAGACAUUUUCCCAUUGUGUCCACUCUGGAAUAGGGUCCAGAAAAGUUACAAGGGAGAACUACUGAUAUUAAACCCUAGAGGUAACAGUCUAGACCCCAUCCAAUGCUUGGAGCCCCUCAGACAGCUUGGAGUCCAAAAAAAGGGCUGGCUUUUCUUCCUGCACUUCACAAUCUCUUGAAGCCGGUAAUUCUGCCUCUAGGCCGCCCUAUUUCAUGCCUUUACGUUGAACCCAACAAUGUGUAUCUCUUUGUAGGUUUGUGCUUCUGGCCUGGGAAUGCUUCCUCUGGUAGUCAUUGGAUAGAGCAGGGACAGUCCUUUCCCCUGUGGAGACCAUGAGUCUGUGUGCUAAUUAGGCCACAUCCUUACACAGAUACAUGCAGCACCCCAACUAGCCCCUCUCUUUUGUUCCUAGGCAGCUUGGCCACAUCCUCCUUCCCCAGUGCCCCAGUGUGAUCACCUAGUCCCCUCCAUCCAGGGAAGGGCAUUCCAGAAAGCCUUUCUUUUGCUGUUCCUUACAGUCCUGGCUGCCCCUGUCCUCAACCCCUGCAGCAGUUCCUUUGGCAGCUCAGUUAUAGCAUUUGUUUUAGUCUGAUCCCAUGAAGUGACCUGGUUAAACCUUCUAGAAUCCUGUUACUCCAGGGUCUGGGGCAGUUACGUUUGCUCUAAAUCUUACCAUAAAAUAGAAUCGCAGAAAUCCCUCUCUUUGGAGGAACUGGAGGCCCUGCCAGCCCCUUCCCCCUACUCUGGUUCUCUAUUAUUAAUAGUGUGCCUGCUUUCCCUACCCACUGCAGUUGGCUUUUGGUGUUACCUUGAUUUAAUUUCUCAGACAUGGACUUUUAUACAGCGUGACCUUAUUUCCCAGUUUGUGGGAGGCAGUUCUGGCUUAUACCUAUUGUCCCACACAGCAGUAUCUCCUUUAAGUUUCAAAAGGUUUGAAACUUUAUUCAUUUAUUUUUUGAGACAGUCUCUCACUUUGUCACCCUCCGUAGAGUGCUGUGAUGUCUUAGCUCACAGCAGCUAUGACAUCUUGGAUUCAAGUGAUUCUCUUGCCUCAGCCUUCCAAGUAGCUGGGACUACAGGCCCUCCUAUUUUUAGAGAUGAGGUCUCGAUCUUGCUCAGGCUGGUCUUGAAUCUUUGAGCUCAGGUUAAUCCACCUGCCUUGGCCUCCCAGAGUGCUAGGAUUAUAAACAUGAGUCACUGCACACGGCCUUUAAAAGGACUCGGGUCCUCAAAUUACAGCCUGCGGGCCACGUGAGGCGGUGUGAUUCUAUUUGUUCCCGUUUUGUUUUUUUACUUCAAAAUAAGAUGUGCAGUGUGCAUAGGAAUUUUUCCAUAGUUGUUUUUUUUUUAAACUAUAGUCCGGCUCUCCGACGGUCUGAGGGAAAGUAAACUGGCCCCCUGUUUAAAAAGUUCGAGGACCCCUCAUUUAGACAGUUAAGUUUGUCUCUGACUCUAAAUUGGAUACACUUGUAUUUGUGGGCAGGGAAGUGGCUCAUGGCAGCUCAUGUAGGAUUUGCACUGGCUCAUGGGGGCAGAGCCAUGGCCCAGGAAACCAGAAUUCCUUCAGGUUAAUGCUAGCUCAUAUCCUACUUAUGGGUGAAGAACUUUAGGUGGCUUUACUCUCAGAGGGCAGGGAUUCCCCUCCUGCCCUGACACAGGAGAGUCCAGGCUGGUAAUGAGAGCUCUGUCUAGUCACAUUCAUCCCCAGGGUACUGUGGGCUUCAAAACCAGAACCCCUAAAUUCACCAUCAUAAUCCAGGGAAAGGCAUUCAGAGAUCAAGCACAGCUCCUUGACAUGGCAUGUGGCUCCUAGGAACCUAACUGUUGUGGUAGUGUGACCAAAGUUAGGCCCGGGGUGCCCUGGGACUCCCCCCACUCAAUGAACCAGAGAGCUCUGAGUCCAUGCAGGGCAGUUAGCUACAGCUGGAGAGUUUUAAGGGCAGCAUAUCAGCACUUCUAACUAUCCUCGUAGGGUUAGGCUGAGAUGUAGGGUACUGGUUAUUGACUAAGAUAAUCAACCAUCCCAGUUCGCCUGGGAUUGAGAGGUUUCCUGGGACUUUGCACGAGUUUUAAAACCAGAAGUCCCAGGAAGACAGGGAUGAGUUAGUCACUCUAUUCUAAGCCCUGGCUGUGUGUUAGACUCACUUGAGGAGCCUCUCCCUUAGACAAUAACUUAAUUGAUCCAGGUAGGAUGUCAGGUAGGUGUUUUUUUUAAAGCUCCCAAACUGAUUUCAAUAAAACUGUUUUUCAACCCUUUUUCAUCUGAUGGUAACUUGAACCUACAGUUAAACUUCCACAGCACACUUAGAUUAUGUUGAUCCAAAAAAAAAAAAAAAAAAGUGGGGCAGCAUCUGUGGCUCAAAGGAGUAGGGCGCUGGCCCCCUAUGACAGAGGUGGCGGGUUCAAACCCAGCCCUGGCCAAAAACUGCACCAAAAAAAAUAAAUAAAUAAAAAAUAAAAAAAGAAUAUACUUGCUGUGCUUUGAACUUUCAAAAAUAAUUUAAUUAGGGUGGCGCCUGUGGCUCUAAGGAGUAGGGUGCCGGCCCCAUAUGCCGGAGGUGGCCUGUUCAAACCCAGCCCUGGCCAAAAACUGCAAAAAAAAAGAAAAAAAAUUUAAUUAAUGAUCUUUUAAGAUUUUUGUGGCAUACCUAAGAUCCUUUCACGGCACACCAGUGUGCUACGGCACCCUGGGUGAAAAUCACCACAUAAACUAUCAAGAAUUGAGAACUAUUAGGUCGUAGGCAAUGUCCCUAAAUAACCACUGAAGGCAGUUAUUUUUUGAGAAGUGGACUCAGUCAUGUCUCAAAGUGGGGUAUGACCAGGUAUGUCAGUUUUCUCCUUAUCAAGAGGGAUGUUAUAAUGGUGGUCUUCUACUAUAGCUAUGUUCUUUCCCCACCCUGAGGCCUCCUUUUUCACCACUGAGGACCAAGCUUUCUGAUUUCCCAGCAUGCUCCAGUACCCACUCCCACUAGGUAGUAGAUCCACACCUUGCAGGUGUUUCUCCAUGGAAGUUUCUUUUAUCUGAAUGUUUACUGGCUCUAUUUCCUCUUUCUUUCCCUCUUUAGCCCAUUUUGCACAAUCUUUCAUUUCCAUUGCUUUCAAGGUCAUUCAAUGGAAUGGCCUCGUUUGGAUUGGAGGGGUCAUGAUUUGCACAGUCACAGAAGAAGCUGGUAUGAGAUUUGAGACAGGGCUCCCAUCCCCAGGUCUGGGACAUGUGUGCUUCAUCCUCAUCCCAGGGGAUGUAGGAGCUUGGAGACCACGUGCCCUUGGGACUAUCCCCUCUGUAGGCUUCCAGGAUCAUGUGGUACGUCAGCACCCGGGGCAUGGUCCCCCGGGUCAACUUUGAGGGGGCCCUCUUCUCUGGCUAUGCAUCAGAUGGGGGCCUCUUCAUGCCGGAAGAGCUCCCACAGCUGGACAAAGAGACCCUGAGUCAGUGGAGCACACUUUCCUACCCUGGCCUGGUGAAGGAGCUGUGCGCCCUCUACAUUGGCCCUGAGCUCAUUCCAAGAGAUGACUUAAACGAUCUGAUUGACCGAGCCUUCAGCAGAUUCCGCCACAAAGACGUGGUCCAUCUGUCCAGGUUGAAGAAUGGGCUGAAUGUGUUGGAGCUGUGGCAUGGAGUCACAUAUGCAUUCAAGGACCUGUCCCUGAGCUGCACAGCACAGUUUCUGCAGUACUUCCUUGAGAAGAGGGAGAAGCAUAUCACUGUGGUUGUAGGAACGUCUGGGGACACAGGGAGUGCUGCCAUUGAGAGUGUUCAAGGGGCAAAGAAUGUGGACAUCAUCAUUCUGCUGCCCAAAGGUCACUGCUCAAAGAUUCAGGAGCUCCAGAUGACAACAGUGCUGAAAGAGAACGUCCAUGUGUUUGCAGUGGAGGGAAACAGCGAUGAACUUGAUGAGCCAAUCAAGGCUGUGUUUGCUGAUGUGGCUUUUGUCAGGAAGCACCAUCUGAUGAGCCUGAAUUCAAUCAACUGGUCCCGGGUCCUCGUGCAAAUGGCCCAUCACUUCUUUGCUUACUUCCGGUGUGCACCCUCUUUGGACACACACCCUUUACCCGCUGUGGAGGUGGUUGUGCCAACAGGGGCUGCUGGUAACCUUGCAGCUGGGUGUAUUGCUCAGAAAAUGGGCCUGCCCAUCCGCCUGGUCGUGGCAGUGAACCGCAAUGACAUCAUCCACAGGACUGUCCAGCGGGGGGACUUCUCUAUGUCUGAGGCUGUCACACCAACCUUGGCAUCAGCUAUGGACAUUCAGAUGCCCUACAACAUGGAGAGGAUCUUCUGGCUAUUCUCUGGCUCUGACAGCCAGGCGACGAGAAUCCUCAUGGAGCAGUUUGAAAGGACCCAAAGUCUGAAUCUACCCGAGGAGUUGCACAGCAAGUUCUCUAGGGUGAGCUGUACCCGUGUAGACUGGAGUGGAAUUUCUGUCUUCUGGAAUCUGUGCUUCUUGCGAUGCAACCAGACAUCAGUUUAUUUGCUUUCAGAGUCAGUGACAUCUGAAUCAGUGUCGGAUGAGGCCAUCACCAAGACCAUGUGCCGCUGCUGGGCCGAGAACCAGUACCUGCUGUGCCCCCACUCAGCCGUGGCCGUGAGCUACCAUUACCAGCAGCUGGACAAGCAGCAGCCCAGUGUUCCCCGGUGCUGUCUGGCCCCUGCCUCUGCAGCCAAGUUCCCAGAAGUUGUCCUGGCUGCCGGGCUGUUCCCUGAGACUCCUGCAGAGAUCCUAGCCUUGGAUCAUAAGGAGACCCGCUGCACCCCCAUGAGGAGAGCUGAUGACUGGACGCAGAUGCUUCGGGACACCAUUGAGGACCUAAGCCGGCAGCGAAGGGGUCGUGGCCUGAACUUAGAAUAACCAGGCUGGGGUUAGCUUCCCUUAGGCCUCAGACUGCAGGGAGCCGCACUCUCUGAGCUGCCUGUGCACCUUCUUCCCUUAAGAGCAGGCGUAGGAAGUUCUCCGAGAUUGCUCCACUGGGUUUGGGGCCAGCUGGCUUUGCUAUGUUCCAUGGCUUCCCUGUGCUCUGAUCGUGGUGGUGCUGAGCCUGUCACCAGGGAGGCUGGAUGAGGGGUGUGGGUGGUUGCCGAAGUGCCCCCAUUCCCUGCUGGACCUGCUGUAUGCGAAUAUUUCAGGGCCUGCAAAUGAAGAGCCUUGGGCACAGGAACAGCCACAGCUCCAGGGUCUUGGGACCCCAGACCUGUGAAGGUGAGGGCCGCUAUCCCUAAGCCGGCCUAGGGCUUACAGUCUGUGAGCCUCAGUUGACCAAGCCCCCAGGCCAACUCCAGGGUCCACUGUAUCAGAGGCUUCCACCCUGUUGAAUGUGGGGAAUACCUGGAAUAAAGUUCUCUUGCGGUGUGAUGGAGGUGCUGCACAUCUGGUGGGAUGCUAUGGUGUGUACACAUCUACCUGCUGUGUGGGGUCAGCCCAGUCUUGAGGGGUUGGUACAGCAGACUGGGGCAAGUGGCCCUGGUGGUGGUGGUGGUCGUGGUAUCCAUAGGGGUUGAGGUAGGGAUCAGCAGAUCACGGCCUUGUGAGAAAGUGUAGGUGCCAACAUGCAAACUGAGCCGAGUUGCCCCUUUACCUGUAUAUUGAGCACACUGGCAGACCUAGUUAUCUGUACUUCUGGGUUUACAUCUUGUGUGGCUUGAGGAGAAUUUUAGACAAACACAAACACAUGGAUGUCAACAUAAGCCUUGUGCUGUGGAGCCUGGGGACCCCUCUGGAGGGCAGGCAGGCUGGCUUGGGGUGAUGCUGCUAUCACCACCCUAAGGGCUGCUAUGAAAGGACGCCCAGGCAUCUGGCUUUCAGAACUCCCUUGUCCUGCCCCGAGGUCUAAAGGAGCUGGUCAGCCAGGGCUGAUCUCUGCCUGGCAUUCUCCAUCAGAAUAUCCCAGCCUAACAUCUUUGCAGUGCCCAGGGACAGAAGGGAAGCGCCUGAGGGUCCCCCCUGCUUGAAACUUGACAUUGAAACAUAACAUUCAAUACCAAAAGGGGAAGGAAAGAUGCUGAACCCAUAGAGAGAUGGAAGGAGUAUUCUUAGAGGAGUGACUAUGAUUCUUUACAGGCCGUGGCUGGACAGUUUCUGAGACACAUCCACCGUAACAGACACCAAUGCAGGCCCCAAAGCCACUUACCCACCAGGGAUGACAGGCCCAAUGCUUAUGGGUCACCAUGCUGUCAGAGGCCCAUGAAAAUGUCUUAAUUUCUUUUAAAACUCUGAAAAAAUGAGUAUAAUCCAGCUUGGAUUACCUUCAUCUUUCUAUCAACCCUUUUGUACAAUGGAAUUUAAAAUAUAUUUUACAGAGGAAGAGAUCCAUGAAGGCAAAAGUACCAGGGACCCCCAAAGUCAUAAUGCAGCCCCGACUGCACCUACCAUGUGUCAGGGGAGACUAUAAAAGUCAGCCCACUGACUCCUGACAGCAACUGUGAAGUAGGUUUAUAGAUGAAGAAACUGAGUCUCUUGAGAAGCAGACACUUUCCACUGGGUGCAGAGUGGCUGGGACCUGAACCCAGGCAUGUGGCCUCAGUUUGGUGUGUAGCUCUCGGCACAUACCUCACAGGUAGCCAGUCAUGUUCUGGAGGGGCUCGCUCUGCUGUCUGGCUGUCCAUCUUUCCUAGGCCCUGGCUCUGCUCCUGGCUUCCUUGUUCCCUUUCUUGGAUGGAUUUGGGAGUAUAGCUGUGCUUCUCUAGGCCCAGUUGGGGCUGCUGCAGGCCUGCUUUCUGUGUCUCUGUCAAGGUCACUGGCACCUGCUGCAGGCAGGCCUGAGCCAGUGGUUCCUUUUGCUGAAGGUCUCAGGGCACGGUUGAAAUCACAGGAAAAUCCUUGCCCGCUGGAUGGUUCUGGGACCUACUAAGCUCUGAGAGGCCACCGCACCUGGGUAGGAACAGCACAAAUAGACAAGAAACCUGAGCUUCAGGGUAUGCUGGCCAGAGGGAGUCUGGAGGACUGUGGAGAAGGUCAGGAGGGGUACAGUUUGGAGAGGCAGCCACCUCUAUAGUACACACAUACUGUAUGAGUGGAAUUGUGUUCCCCUCACCUUCCCACAUCCAUAAGUUAACUCACAGUAUGUCUGAAUGUAACUGUUUUUAGAGAUGAGGUCUUUAAAAAGGUAACUUUAUUAAAAUUAAGUCUUUAGGACAGGCCCUAAUCCAAUAUGACUAGGGUUCUUAUAAGAAGGGGGAAUUUGGAGGCAGAUAUGCAUGUGGGCAGCACUCCCAAGUCAGAGGGAGAGGUUGCUAUCUACAAAGCCAAGGAGAAAGGCCUUAGGAUGGAACCAGCCCUGAUGGCCUCUCGCUCUGAGACUCCCAUCCUCCAGAACGGUGAGGAAAUAAAUUUCUGUUGUUUAAGCCAUCCAGUCUGUGGUACUCUGUUAUGGCAGCCUUGGCUGACUAAUACACACACACCACUACCACCACCACCAGCACCACUUAAUG
Nycticebus coucang (slow loris) is the source of this 7850-nucleotide messenger RNA. RefSeq names its product threonine synthase like 2 (gene THNSL2). The record is from RefSeq and is a predicted model, not a curated record. Bases 3727 to 5274 code for a protein of 515 amino acids. NCBI's taxonomy places the organism in Eukaryota, Metazoa, Chordata, Mammalia, Primates, Lorisidae. The transcript is spliced from 10 exons. Gene Ontology annotation, molecular function: pyridoxal phosphate binding. Gene Ontology annotation, biological process: 2-oxobutyrate biosynthetic process; dephosphorylation.